CGUGCGAGCCGUGUGUUUGAUUUGAUGUUUCCUGUAACAUUGUACAGAGUAUUCAAGAGGUUAUAUAUAUAUACGUACGCGCGAAUUGUACAGCAACGCGAUAUAUACGAGAGUAGUAUCAAAGUAAUUGAAUUCAAAGUGGUGCGCACACACGGAUUGAAAUUGACUACCCCGAGCGAAAGAGAAAAUGCGGAGAAGCCAUUCUGAGAGAAGGCGACAAAGAGGCUGAAGAAGAUAAGUAUUCCUUCUCUCCAGGGAAAGAAGACAAAUUCCGUCGCAUUAAAUUCAAAGCUGGGAUCGAACGUAAAGUUGAGUGCAACGAGGGAGCUUCAAUGAAUUUGGAAUUGUCUCCCUGUGUCGCGCGUGUGAAACCUGAGACUGGAAUCUCGACGUAACUCCGGCAGUUGCGUCGACCUGCCAGAGCAUCCUUCGUCGCAAAGGAUGUCCCGAAGUUUCUUCGUGGAUUCCUUGAUUGGCAACAACUCCUCGCCUUCGUAUCCCCUGCCGUAUUAUGGCAACCAGCUGCCUAAUUACAUGUUCAAUUUCUUCAAUUUGGGCUUGAACUAUCAACCGAUCAGACCGAUACCCAGACCACCCACUGUGCCGGUGCACAUCAGCCCGCCAGCGCUGAACGUUUUGCCGAUACCUGGACAGGCCCCUCCAUCGCCUCUGAACACCUCGGCCAAUAAUGUAUCAGAGGUUCCAGCGCCCAACGAAUCCCCAUCUCGCAGCAGUACGCCGACACCACCGCCGAAAUCCCCGGCCUCCAUCAACAACAGCUCGAAGCGCAUCCGUACCGCAUUCACCAGCACUCAACUGCUGCAAUUGGAACGUGAAUUCUCCUCCAAUAUGUACCUGUCGCGGCUGCGUCGUAUCGAGAUCGCGACCAAUCUCCAGCUGUCGGAGAAGCAAGUGAAGAUCUGGUUUCAGAAUCGCCGAGUGAAGUACAAGAAGGAGGAUCUUCCAUCCGGACAGAGCCAAAAAUGUUGUUGUCUGAGAACCUGCGGCAAACGAAAGGACGACUGCGGCGAAGGUUCACCCGGCAGGAAGUGCGAACGGGAGAAGGAGGAGAAGGAAUCCUCCAAGCAGAGCAGUGAGAACAGUGAGGGCAGCGAUAGCAAAGCCACUCGCGAAUCCACCGAGAUCGAACGUCUCGAACGAUCGAUCGUACACGAAGACACCCGUUGUGAAGGGAUCGCCAACUUUAGGAAGAUAAACGACACGCAGGAUCAAGUCGGCGACUACGAGGCGCGAGAUUUCUCUCGGGGAUGUAAGAGGAGCAUGGAGGAGAAGACCGACGAAAGAGGUGACAAGAAAAGGAUGGAUAUGACGGUGACUUAUGAAACUCCGAAACCGUGGACGAUCGCGAAUCCAAUUUUAAGAAGUAAAGGAUGCAUAAAGCACACGGUGGAACGAAUCGUAAACUCGUAGAUCCGGCAGAACUGUGCAUAAAAACUUAUUACAUUAUAUAAUUACU
Molecule: messenger RNA, 1477 nt
Organism: Harpegnathos saltator (Jerdon's jumping ant)
Lineage: Eukaryota; Metazoa; Arthropoda; Insecta; Hymenoptera; Formicidae
Product: homeobox protein BarH-like 2
Exons: 2
Coding region: 442-1431 (329 amino acids)
Biological process (GO): regulation of DNA-templated transcription
Cellular component (GO): nucleus
Molecular function (GO): sequence-specific double-stranded DNA binding; DNA-binding transcription factor activity, RNA polymerase II-specific
Source: RefSeq, a predicted model, not a curated record